Molecule: messenger RNA, 1127 nt
Organism: Anastrepha obliqua
Lineage: Eukaryota; Metazoa; Arthropoda; Insecta; Diptera; Tephritidae
Gene: Hyls1
Exons: 2
Biological process (GO): cilium assembly
Cellular component (GO): centriole; non-motile cilium
Source: RefSeq, a predicted model, not a curated record
AUUUCAAAUUUUUUUUCAUAUCCAUUGCCUCCUUUGCUCAUAGAUCUUCGCAAACUCAUCAAAUACGAGGAUACACUAGGCAUUAAUGCCAAUCAAGACAAUUAUUUUGAGAACCUCUUCAAACGCACAACUGCCAGUUUUCGCGCCAAAGUGGGAAAAGAGAAUGUGCGUUGCGAUCGCGUUUUAAAAGAAAAGUCCAAGCACCAGCAAGAUCAACAUGUGCUGCGGCCACUAAACCAGCAAGCGAAAGCCGGAACGGCAAUGGCGAAAAAGGAGAGACAAAACCAAUCUUCUCGCAAUGAUGCAAUCGCCUUCCACUCUGGAACGACCCCAGAUGGGGAUAGCAUACCGCGCCGUGACAAUGGAAAACAACCACAACGCCUUGGGACGCCUAAAAAUCUUCCCGGUUUGGGGAAUCUAUCGCGCGAGAAAGCUACACAAUCAGGUAAUCGUAGAGCACCUUUUGGCGAAUGUAACGAGCCACGUGGUUCUCAAUCUGAGACGACCGACCGUAGUGCGGUGCGUACAACAAAAACAACAACAGCAGCCAUAAGAGAGCCUAGCCCCAAAGAUCAAGCUCCAACAACCACAAGCGGUAUCAGAGCAGGCGGACGUAAAGAAUCUGGUCGAAUGGCAAAAGAUGGUGAUACGCAGCGUAAUCAAGUGCCAACGAUAAGGGAUGCGAGCCGUGGACGUACGCGUGCUAGACAUCCAAUUCAAGAACGCGGUGCUACAUCGCGCAGUCCGAGUGCAGCCAGUUACUCCACAGCCAAAUCUUUGGGUGUUAUCAUACCACGUCAUUGCACAGCAACACGUCGCCGCCGACCAUUAAGUACAGAUCCGGUCGCCUUAUACCACUACUACCAAAGCGAGUGGAAUUAUUUUCGGGAACAAAUUCCUGGCGAGAGUUCACACGCCGACCUGCGUUGGCUAAUACGUGCGAGACUAAUGGAUCCCAAUUAAAAUGACAUCCUUGAAGAAUGGCAGAUUGAAAGAAGGGAGAUGAAAAAAAAAAUAGUUAAGAAACUGGGAUAAAAAUUAGUAUCCAUAAAACCAUUAUUUCAGACUCAAUUUCAUGUUAUUUUAAAAUAAAGCGGCGUUUCAUAAAUAAAUUUGACAACUUAUAA